AUGCUGUAUCUCGUCGUUUCGGCCAGACUCUCAGAUAAUAUCAAGGCUAUAUACCCUAAAGACUCCGAGGAAUCCCCGGCCGAAUAUACUUUCCAGGUGGUCUGCACCAACUGCAGAGAGCCCCAUCCCGCCCCUAUUCGAGUUAAUCGGUUUGAAAAGCAUGCCAAGAACGUCGCCAGAAGCGAGGCAUCGUUUGUGAUGUCUUGCAAAUUCUGUGGGAAGGAGUGCUCUAUCAUCCUCGAGCGCACGGAAGAGCAGCUGUAUAACGAGGCCGACGAGUCUUGUUCUGAGGCGUUGGCGCGCGCCGCGAUGCAGAGAAAAAAGCUAGGCCUACGCAACGUUAACACAGGUAGUGCUGUAUGGCUGAAGAUGGACUGCCGGGGGCUUGAGGUGACGGCGUAUGAGACUGCGGACACGGUAUUCGUUGUGGAGUUGAGCUCGGGGAGUACUAUGGAGUGCACGUUUGAGGACGGCGAGCGGGAGUGGUUCGACUACGACGAUAACGCCGGCGAGGAGGUGUCCAUAGAGGAGGUGUCCUUUCAGAUUAUCAAGGGGAAAUAA
This is a messenger RNA of Eremothecium gossypii ATCC 10895, 561 nucleotides long. RefSeq lists its product as uncharacterized. Gene Ontology annotation, molecular function: zinc ion binding. The record is from RefSeq and is marked provisional. NCBI's taxonomy places the organism in Eukaryota, Fungi, Ascomycota, Saccharomycetes, Saccharomycetales, Saccharomycetaceae. The transcript has a single exon. The coding region runs from base 1 to 561 and encodes 186 amino acids.